This is a messenger RNA of Phytophthora sojae, 1113 nucleotides long. RefSeq lists its product as hypothetical. The coding region runs from base 1 to 1113 and encodes 370 amino acids. The transcript has 3 exons. Lineage: Eukaryota; Oomycota; Peronosporomycetes; Peronosporales; Peronosporaceae. The record is from RefSeq and is a predicted model, not a curated record.
AUGCUGCCCACACGCCACGGCCGCAACGGCCGCCCCGAGACGAGCUGGCUGCUGCUGCCCAAGUUCUACGUGUACGUGGGCGCGCUGGCCAUCUUCGCGGUGGGAGCGCUCUUCGGAGGGGGCUACUACCAGACCAGCGGCGGGCGGAGCGCCAUGACGCCGGUCUUCCGCCGCUUCGCGGCCCCGAAGCCGACGGUGCUGGUGACCGGCGGCCUGGGCUUCAUCGGCAGCCACGUGGUGGAGGAUCUGCUGGCCAACAACUUCGAGGUGGUGGUGUACGACGACAUGAGCAACGGCAAGAACUUUAACCGUGGCGCGGCCGCCGUCCUGGUCAAGGACAUCACGGUGGUGGACGACUUCUCCUUCAUCAUCCACAAGAUUGACUACGUGGUGCACCUUGCCGCUGCCAUCUCCGUGGAGGAGAGCACGCGUCUUCCAGAGAAGUACGAGCGUAUCAACGUUGAAGGGUCGCGCAAGGUGCUCGACUGGGCCGCCAAGAACGGCGUCAAGCGCGUCGUGGCGGCAUCUUCCGCUGCCACUUACGGUACCCCCUUGCCGGAGAACUUGCCCCUCAGUGAAGAAACGGCCACCGGAGGAAUCUGCGCGUACGCCACCACCAAGUUCCAGAUGGAGAAGUUGAUGAAGCAGUUCAACGAGGACUACGGGCUCCCGUCGACGGCACUGCGCUUCUUCAACGUGUACGGCCCCCGCCAGGACCCCCACUCGUCCUACAGCGGCGUCGUCUCGUGGUUCAUGGAGCAGGCCAAGAUCAACGGCACGCUGAAAGUGACCGGCGACGGCGACCAGUACCGUGACUUUGUGUACGUCAAGGACGUCGCGCGCGCUAUCCGCACGGCGAUGCUGUUGGGCGACGACGAGUUUGACGUGUUCAACGUGUGCACGGGCGUCAAAUCCACCAUCAAAUCUGUAGCCCAGCGUAUCGUCGAGAAGUUCGGAUCGUCGGCUGCGAUCGUGAACGUGCCGUUCCGUUCCGGUGACGUGAAGGAGUCGGUGUGCUCGCCCGUGAAGGCGACGAACAAGCUGGGCUUCACAGCGUCGUACGACUUCUCGGACGGAAUCGGCGAGACCCGCGACUGGUUCCUGUCGCUGUAG